GUUUUCGUCUUUGACUCUGUACUUUUUUCCUGUUUGACAAACUUCAGACUCUGAUUCUCUCUCCUCUCCCUCUCUCUUUCCUCUCCGCCGGAGCUCCGUCGUCAGCACGUUUUCCGUCCGAUAAUCCUCUUUUUCCCCUAUCAUCCCGGCGGUUUGCCGUCAUACUCUUCCUUUUCCGGCAGAAAUCUCUGUUUCUUUGCCGGAGAGUUGGAGUAGAUGUCCUGUGGUUUGGCUUUACUUGGAAUGGAGAUGCUGUGGUUUAGCUUUUGCAGGUGAUUGAUAGAUCUGGAAGCUUAGGAGGAAGGGAGAAAUGAUGUUUUCCUUGAGAGAGAUGGUUUUGUGUGUGUUGUAAUCGACGAUGUUCAUGUAUGGAUGAGGUAGUCGGCGUAGAUGAUGACCGGAGCUCAGGCUACUUUUCGGCGAGGGUGGUGGAUGUUCGGUGAAUCUCUCACAUGGAAUGGCAGAUCUUGUUAGCUACGGGAAUGCCAACCGUGACACUGAGCAGGCACUAAUUGCUUUGAAGAAGGGUUCUCAACUCCUCAAGUAUGGUCGUAAAGGGAAACCAAAAUUUUGUCCAUUUAGACUUUCUAAUGAUGAGUUAUCUUUAAUUUGGAUUUCAACUUCUGGUGAAAAGAGUUUGAAAUUAGCUUCUGUAUCAAGAAUUAUUCCUGGACAAAGAACUGCUGUGUUCCAACGAUAUCUACGACCCGAGAAGGAUUAUUUGUCAUUUUCUCUGAUUUACAACAAUGGAAAACGAUCUCUUGAUCUGAUUUGUAAGGAUAAGGUCGAGGCUGAAAUUUGGAUAGCGGGUCUGAAAGCAUUAAUAGGUUCUGGUGAUGGUGGGCGUUCUAAGAUUGAUGGAUGGAAUGAUGGAGGCCUCUAUCAAGAUGACAACAGUGACUUAACUUCAAGUAGCCCAAGUGACAGCUGCAAUAGUGUUGCUAGAGAUAUCAGCUCUCCUGAGGUCUGUGCUAGUUUUAGUCCAAAUAAAUCUCCAGCAAGCGUUAGGUCUGAGGACCCUACAAGGUCACAUGUACCAUUGAACCAGACAAAUAUGCAAGCGAAAGGAUCUAGUUCAGAUAUUUUUCGAGUAAGUGUUUCAAGUGCUCCUAGCUCCUCCAGUCAUGGCUCUACACCAGAUGACUGUGAUGCUCUAGGAGAUAUAUACAUAUGGGGUGAGGUUAUUAGUGAUAAUUUUAUGAAGCCUGGGGCUGAUAGAGCUAUUAACAUGAGCUCAAGGACAGAUGUUCUACUUCCAAAGCCACUGGAGUCCAAUAUUGUUCUAGAUGCACAACAUAUAGCCUGUGGUGUCAGGCAUUCUGCCAUAGUCACAAGGCAAGGGGAGGUGUUUACAUGGGGUGAGGAGUCUGGAGGAAGGCUUGGCCUGGGAAUGGGGAAGGAUGUAACACAACCUCGCCUUGUUGAAGCCUUGGCAGCUACUACAGUUGAUCUUGUGGCAUGUGGAGAGUUCCAUACCUGUGCUGUUACUAUGGACGGGGAACUUUAUACUUGGGGAGAUGGUGUACAUAAUGCCGGGCUUCUUGGUAAUGGAACUGAUGUCAGCCAUUGGAUGCCAAAGAGAAUCUCAGGUAUUCUUGAGGGGCUUCAAAUUGCAUUUGUAGCAUGUGGUCCGUGGCAUACAGCAUUGCUCUCAUCUAUGGGGCAACUAUUCACAUUUGGCGAUGGUACUUUUGGGGUUUUGGGUCAUGGUGACAAAAAAAGCAUUUCAUAUCCGAGAGAAGUGGAAUCCUUAACAGGCUUGAGGACAAUUGCUGUUGCAUGUGGAGUGUGGCAUACUGCUGCUGUGGUUGAAGUUAUUAUGACACAAUCUAGUACCAGCAUCUCAUCAGGAAAAUUAUUUACAUGGGGUGAUGGUGAUAAGAAUCGUUUAGGACAUGGAGACAAGGAACCCCGGCUUAAACCUACAUGUGUUCCUGCACUAAUUGACCACAAUUUUCAUAAAAUUGCUUGUGGUCACAGCAUAACUGUUGGAUUGACAACAUCAGGACAAGUUUUCACAGUUGGAAGUUCAGUUUAUGGUCAACUUGGAAAUCCCCAUGCUGAUGGAAAGCAACCAUGUUUGGUGGAAGAUAAACUUUCCGGGGAGUGUGCUGAAGAGGUUGCUUGUGGUGCAUAUCACGUGAUGGUACUUACCUCCAAAAAUGAGGUUUAUACUUGGGGAAAGGGUGCAAAUGGGAGGUUAGGCCAUGGAGACAUUGAGGAUCGGAAAUCACCAACUUUGGUUGAAUCUUUGAAGGAUAAACAUGUCAAAAUCAUUGCUUGUGGUUCGAACUACUCUGCAGCUAUUUGUCUACACAAAUCAUUGUCAGGUACAGAGCAGUCACAAUGCUCUGCUUGUAGACAGGCAUUUGGUUUCACAAGAAAGAGGCACAACUGUUACAACUGUGGGCUUGUGCACUGCCACUCGUGUAGUUCCAAAAAAGCAUUAAGAGCUGCACUGGCUCCUACUCCUAGGAAAUCUUAUCGUGUAUGUGAUUCUUGUUAUGCCAAAUUGAGCAAGGCAUCAGAAUCUGGAAUUAAUUACCGGAAAAAUGCUGUACCCCGCCUGUCAGGUGAGAACAGGGACAAGCUGGACAAAAGUGACACAAGACCUCCUAAAACAGCACUUUCAAAUAUGGAUCUGAUAAAACAACUCGAUAGUAAAGCUGCCAAGCAAGGGAAGAGAACAGAUACAUUCUCCAUUGCUCGCCCCACUCAAGCACACACUCUUCUUCAACUCAAAGAUGGUCCAAACACGGUUGAUAUGCGGAGACUAGCUCCCAAGCCAAUUCCUAUGGCUAAUGGAGUAAAUUCCAGAUCUGUGUCACCUUUGUCAAGGAGAUCUAGUCCGCCAAGGUCUGCUACACCUAUUCCUACAGCAUCAGGACUUUCCUUCUCCAAAGGUAUAGCGGAUAGCUUGAAGAAAACAAACGAACUUUUAAAUCAAGAGGUUCUAAUGCUGCGUGCACAGGUUGAGAGCCUGAGGAAGAGAUGUGAACUUCAAGAAUCAGAACUUAGGAAGUCAGAGAAGAAAGCACAAGAAGCUAUUACAUUGGCUGCAGAGGAAUCUGCUAAAUCCAAAGCGGCAAAAGAAGUUAUUACAUCACUAACUGCUCAGAUUAAACAUAUGGCCGAAAGGUUACCUGAUGGAGUAAAAAUGGGCCUUCCUGGAAUUAAUGACUCUGAAAACAUGAGGCCAUUGUUUGUUCCAAAUGGAAUGGAGCAAAAUGGUGCCCACCAUUUAGCUUCCAAUGGAGAGCGUCUUUCAGAAUCAGAUUCACACAGCUCCUUGUCCUUGGCUUCUUCAGUUGCAACUGAUUAUUCCUUGAGUAACGGAAUUCAAGGUCUAGGUAAUUCAUCUGGAGAAUUCCCUGCAAGUAAUGAAACUAACUCAGCCUCAGAGCCAGGGCGAUUUCCCUCAGAUGGGAUAGAUGACGAUCCAGAUGUUAGACUCUCUUAUGGUAAUAGAGGGGUUUGGGAAAGCCGCCGCAGCAGCAGCAUGUCAGAGGGACCUGAUAGCUCGGGUCCUUUACUGGAUAGUGAGAGUAACACAAGGUCAAGAAGUUCUGCAUUGCCAGGAAAUGACAAUCAAGUUGAGGCUGAAUGGAUUGAGCAAUAUGAACCUGGUGUCUACAUAACUUUGACGGCACUUCGUAAUGGAACUAGAGAUCUUAAACGUGUGCGCUUCAGUCGGAGACGAUUUGGGGAGCACCAAGCAGAGAGUUGGUGGUCAGAAAAUCGUGAUAAAGUUUACGAGAAAUAUAAUGUGCGUGGAACUGAAAAAUCCUCAAUUUCUCCAAGUCCUCCAUGAGAGUUGGAGGAAGAUGCCUCUGACAAAUCUUCAGAUUCAGAGGAACAGAGCUUUUGGCAGCAGUCUCUCAUUAAAGGCAUCCCAGGAGGUAGGAGUUGAUCAACCACUUUUCAUGUUCGAGGUCAACUUCUGAUUCCUUCCUUUAUAGUCUUAAUUGAAAUAGUACGUGUGUAGGAAUAUGUUUGAAUUUGUUAAAAUCAUUUUUAUCAUAUUCUGAAAUACAUUUUUAAUCACUCAAGAUCAAUUCAAUGAUUAAUUUUACACUUCUAAAUAUAUUUUAGACUAUUAAAUUUGAUUUUGAAAAAUUAAAAGCAGUUUCUGAGUCAUUUGAAAAAUGACAAGUGAUUUUAACCAUUUUAGAAUCAUUCCCAUACAUGCCAAUAGAUUACUUGUAUAUAAGGUUACAUUGACUUCUAUUUAAAUUAGAUAUUCCUCCUAAAUUCACUGCAUAGUUAGAUUUUAGGUCCUUGAAUAAUUUGAGCGUACAUGUCUUGAAAACUUUUCAUUGUUUUACAACAGUAUUAUAUAGUUUUUCAGGCAUAAAGCUCAAUAGUAUCCUACUUGUAAUAAGGCUAAUUCAGACACGUAUUUAAAGGUAAGCUAUAUACCCAAGAGGAACGUUGAGCAAACCAUUUCUUCUAUAUAGAGAAGAUGAAAUUAGUCCUAUGAUGCAAAGGCAACUACUAGACUAUGAAGAUACGAGGGGAAUAUGUCCAACUUAAAUGUAUCUCAACUAAUUAAUGCAUGCUUUCUCAAUUAAAAAGUCAGGCUCUCACCUCCAUAUGUUGGUAGAACUACAUAAAAGAUAAGAUAGGAAGUAAUCACUCAUUAUUUUGCUUAAAUUAUCAUUUUGGUAUCUGUUUUUUGGAUUUUAUUUCAUUUUUAUUUUUGGACU
Molecule: messenger RNA, 4706 nt
Organism: Benincasa hispida (wax gourd)
Lineage: Eukaryota; Viridiplantae; Streptophyta; Magnoliopsida; Cucurbitales; Cucurbitaceae
Source: RefSeq, a predicted model, not a curated record